Molecule: messenger RNA, 2993 nt
Organism: Aspergillus saccharolyticus JOP 1030-1
Lineage: Eukaryota; Fungi; Ascomycota; Eurotiomycetes; Eurotiales; Aspergillaceae
Product: exocyst subunit SEC10
Exons: 2
Coding region: 262-2928 (888 amino acids)
Biological process (GO): exocytosis; Golgi to plasma membrane transport
Cellular component (GO): cytoplasm; exocyst
Source: RefSeq, a predicted model, not a curated record
UUGGGAAUUCGAGAUUGAGCUCGUUCAACUUAAGUAGGUCUGCUCUGUCUUUAGUCGCUAAAUUCAUCACUUGCGGAGGGAGAAUAUCCAUUAUCAUUACGGCUAAGCAAGCUACCCCAUCUAUUCUGUACUCCGCACGUAUUUCGUCACUGCACCCAGUGGGAGAUGCAGACUAUCCUUGGAGUGCUCUCAACCUUUCUCAAGUUCCUAAUAAGCAUAGAGCUGAUAUUAAUGCAGAGGCAUUCCGCUAUAGUCUAGAAAAUGCCGGACGAUGCGUCCCCGAGUUCUCCUUCCAAUGCUGUGCCCCGUCCGGUAUUCCCUCAAGGCCCCGGCUUCACACUUGAAGACUUCUCUAGCCGUGAUUUCAUGGUGAAGGAAUUUAUUGAAGCACUCUCCGAAACCGCAGUAUCAUCUCGGCGUUCUGCAGGUGUACCUGCAGGUGGAAGCCAGCCGUUCGAUCCCAAACCACUGAUACGGACAUUUGAGCACGCGCAGCGGCGAAUAGUCGAACUAUCAGGCGACCUGGAGAUAAAAGAAAACGAGCUGUCCGCAGCAGUUCGCAGGGCUGAGGCACAGCACACCCAGAACUUGAAUACUUUAGGAAGGAAAUUAAGUCAGACCGUCGAUUCCUUCCAGCAACUAGAUACAUCAUUUAAUGGUACAGGAAUGUCCGGAGGAGAGCUCUCCGAGGCCACAGGUAGCAUGGCCGUCGAGACAGGACGUAAGCUCGAGGAGUUAGAUCGUCAAAGACGCCGGGCGCUUGACGCACAUUUUCUCCUCGAAUGCUGGGAUGGUGUGAGCAAUAGGGGGGAUUUGACACUUUUAGAGAAUCUGAGAAGGUCAGGCACGGGUGAGGCCAAAGUUCGAUCGGCACAGAUUGCGCGUCAGUUGCUCAGAAUCAGUCAGCGACUUGAUACUGCAAGUUGGGAUGAAGCAGCGGGAAGACAUAACGAGACCUUCGCAAAUGGAUCUAUCGCAGACGAGCAUGCGAGCACAAAGGGCAGUAUGCGGCUAAACACACGAGAAAUCAUCGAGAAGUUCUCCGAGACGCUGGAGAACGAUCUGCUCAAGCAAUUUGACGAUUUCUACCGAAAAGCCAACUUUGAAGGCAUGAAGGAUUGCGCGACAGUACUAGAGGAUUUCAAUGGUGGUGCAAGUGUGAUUGCUUUGUUUGUGAACCAGCAUCAGUUCUUUAUUGACCGCAGCCAAUUAGUGACGGAGCAAGUUGGAGGGGAUCCUGAAGCCUGGGAAAUGCUUGCAGAUCCUGAUGCCGAACCUUCAAAAGUGGAGCCCAGUCUGCAGUCACUCAUUGAUGAAGUCAAAGUUGUGGUUCAAGAAGAGUCCGCGAUCAUCAAAAGGGCUUUCCCAUACUACGAGCAAGUGUUGGGGAAGUUCUUGCAGCGCGUUUUUCAGCAGUCAAUACAACAACGACUCGAGAUGGUCUUGGACAAGGCGAACAGUGUCUCAUCACUAGCGUUUCUACGUUCUUUGCAAAGCUCCCGCAGUUAUCUCAGCGCACUAGUCGAUGACUUAAAAGCCCAUGGAUUGACCGAACAUCCCGAUCCUAUCUCAUCACAGACAGCCCUCAUUCUUGACCAGCAAUUAGAGGACUUGUUUGUGCCCUAUUUUGUGGGGUCGUCUUACAUAGAAAGAGAAAAGAAGACAUUGGAAGAACUAUAUACCUCUUUACAGUUCAAGUUCACCACUUUCCACGCUCGCAGAAAGAAAGCGGUGACAACCUUCAUGGCAUCCCUCUCGAAGUCAGGCACAGAGGUUCUCGUCUCCGCAAGAGAUGCAUAUAUUUCACGCCUUGAGUCUUCCGAACUCCCCUCGACGCAGAAAGGUCUGCUACUGCAAUUGGCAGGCUUGAGGGAAGCCACAGAUUCCACUAAAUUUGCAGAUAUCAAGCUUACGGAAGACGACGGUAUCCCCAGCAUCGCCCAUGCAAAACGUAUGUUGAAAUGGCUUGCGGAAGCAGUCGGUAGAGGACUAGAACUGAGUAUGACUAGUGAGACGCCCAAGGAUAUGCUUGCUCUUCUGGGCCUUCUUCUUUCAAUGAUGGGAGAGGGUUAUAUUGAAGUUUGUCUCGACGCUGCUCUGGAUGUAGCCACGUCCCAGGAAUCAGGUAGAACCGAGCCUGAUCUCGGAUAUAUUCCAGCUAUACGAAACGCCAUCAGCAUCGCCAAUCUAAUGGUUAUGUGCAUUAACACUUUACUCAUCCCUCUUGCCGCAGGAAGCAUCACAGUUCGUCGAGAAAUGGAGAAAAAAACAAAUUUGAUCACGAUACGAAUUGAGGAGAAGAUAAACUCAAUAGAGCAAAAGGUCAUUGAUGCGACUUUGACCUGGGUGAGCAAACUUUUAUCUGGUCAGAAAAAAAAUGACUUCCGACCAAAAGAGGGUGACAACACAACCUGGUUGGAGAGGCUUCAGACUCCGACAUGUGCGUCAACCUGUGCCUUCUUAGCUCGUGCUCAUGAUGUCCUCAAGAGCUCUCUGCCACCUAGUGGCUCCAACCUUCGCCAGUUACUCACGGAGAUUGCAAUUGGGACAAAAAGUCUUCUCCUUGAACAUUUCAAACGCUUUAUUGUGAACGGGCCGGGAGGGCUUAUAGUAACCAAGGAUAUGACACAAUACACCGAUCUCUUGAGGAGUUGGGACAUUGAUGAGCAAAUUAAGGGCUCAAGUGGUGCGCUAGAUGUCCUUCUCGAAGUCGGAAACCUUUUUGUCAUUGGUUCCGAAGCUUUGCAGGAGCGGAUACGAGGAAGCGCUGUCAAUACGGGUACUGGGAAUGGCAAUGCUGGUAUAGAUCAAGGACGAGGCACGAGUCAUGUGGAUACAAACCUUAGCGUGCAGGAAGUCAAGGCUUAUGUUUCUCGAAGGGAGGAUUCCAACACGGCCGCUUUACAGGUUGUGCUCAAUAAUCUUUGAUUUGGAAAUGAUCAAGGCUCAGAGAACAUGAUAAGCAGGGAAGUGUAUAUGUCUCAGUAUUGUGC